This is a messenger RNA of Rhodamnia argentea, 2270 nucleotides long. RefSeq names its product DNA repair protein RadA-like. The record is from RefSeq and is a predicted model, not a curated record. The transcript has 15 exons. Gene Ontology annotation, biological process: recombinational repair. NCBI's taxonomy places the organism in Eukaryota, Viridiplantae, Streptophyta, Magnoliopsida, Myrtales, Myrtaceae. The coding region runs from base 209 to 2044 and encodes 611 amino acids. Gene Ontology annotation, molecular function: ATP-dependent DNA damage sensor activity; ATP hydrolysis activity; ATP binding.
AUCGUUUCGGGAAAACAAAGACAAGAGCCAUGGACCUGACGAUCCUCUGACUCUCGACUGUCUCCACCUAUACCUGUCCGAAGCUCCCCUGUCUUUUGAACUUCGCGGGGUUCUGUGCUGACUCCUUCGUCCUCCUCUCGCUCUGUACUCAGCUAACAAGCCCUAAAGAUUCCGCCUUUCUGAGAUUCUCGCGCGCUCUUUUCAUGUCAUGCAAGCAUCGGAAAUGAGAUCUUUGAGAACACUCUACACCCACAAACACCUCCUCACUCCCACCUCUAACCCCAAAUCCCUCGCCUUCUUCAAGCCCCUCCAAAACCCCCGCUUCUGUCGCGGUAUUCACUCCACAAAUCAGCGCCUUCUCUCUCAAGAGCCCAGUCUCGCGUCCUCGUCCUCGAGCUCUGAGUCAGAGACGAGCGACACUGCCCCCACUGUUGAUAAUAUCUACGACCCUGCCACCCGCUGGGUCAGAAGCAGUGGCAGGGAAGCAGGGGCGGGUCCUGAGAAUGAAGCAAGAAGUGGGAAUGGCGAAAUUUUCGAAGAAAGGAGGCAUUUUGGGGGUGGUAGGAGUUCUUAUACUGGGAGUAGUAAGAAGGGGAAGAAGCGAGGUUGUUGGGUUUGUUCGAAUUGCGGGUACACGGAUGGACAAUGGUGGGGUUCUUGCAGGUCAUGCCGUAGCGCCGGGACGAUGAAGCAGUUCACGGUGGAGGAAAAUGGCGGCGGGAGUGAGAAAGUGAGGGGUUUCGAGGUGUCGGAGAAUGUGGUGAGGACUUGGCUGCCGCAGCGGGCUGGCGAGGUGCGGCCACUGCGGUUGACGGAUGUGAAUAGGGGGUUGAAUCAGUUAGAGUGGCGGAUUUCUCUGUAUGGACCCUUUGGAGAGGAGAUUUCAAGAGUGCUAGGUGGUGGUCUCGUGCCAGGUUCCUUGAUUUUGGUGGGAGGUGAUCCUGGUGUUGGCAAGAGUACCCUGUUGCUGCAGAUGGCUGCAAUGAUUGCUGAAGGGCAUGAUCUUGGAAGAUCGGCUCCAGUAGUAUAUGUCUCUGGGGAAGAGAGUGUGGAGCAAAUUGGAAGCAGAGCUGACCGUCUAGGCAUUGGCACUGAAGAACUGUAUUUGUACUCAAGCACUGAUAUUGAGGACAUACUAGAAAAAAUUCAGGUUCUUGCACCUCGAGCUUUGAUUGUUGAUUCAAUUCAGACAGUUUAUCUCAAAGGAGUGGCUGGAAGUGCUGGAGGUCUCUCACAGGUGAAAGAAUGUACAUCAGCAUUGCUUCGUUUUGCAAAGAAGACGAACAUUCCUGUUCUAUUGAUUGGACAUGUGACAAAAUCUGGAGAAAUAGCUGGUCCCAGAGUUCUGGAGCACAUUGUGGAUGUCGUUUUGUAUCUUGAAGGAGAGAAGCACUCUACCCAUCGUCUGCUGCGAUCCGUGAAAAAUCGCUUUGGCUCCACCGAUGAGCUUGGCAUAUUUGAAAUGUCACAAUCGGGACUUGAAGCUGUCUUGAAUCCCAGUGAGAUCUUGUUAAGUGAAGAGCAUUCUGAAUCAGAAGUCAUGGCUGGAUUAGCUGUUGCUGUUGUGAUGGAUGGAUCUCGAACCUUUCUUCUCGAAAUUCAGGCCUUAUGUUUAUCAAGCUCUACUGUUUCAAGGCAGGUCAAUGGCAUCCAAGGAAGCAGAGCAGACAUGAUUAUUUCGGUUUUAGUGAAGCAAGCUGGUUUGAAGCUUCAGGAAAAUGCCAUCUUUUUAAAUGUGGUGAGUGGAGUGACACUAACAGAGACGUCUGGUGAUCUUGCCAUAGCAGCAGCAAUCUGCAGCAGCUUUCUUGAGUUUCCCAUUCCCUCCGGUGUUGCUUUUAUUGGAGAGAUUGGCCUUGGUGGUGAGCUUCGCGUGGUUCCUAGAAUCGAGAAGAGGGUGCACACCGUGGCAAAGCUUGGAUAUAAAAUGUGUAUCGUCCCAAGGUCAGCUGAGAAGGCUCUCGCGAGUUCAUCCUUUGGUGACAUGGUCAUCGUAGGGUGUCGGAAUUUGAAGGAAGUAAUAAACACCGUGUUUACCGCAUAAAUUGACCGAGGCAAGAUUGGUUUGUGAUCAAUCAUUACAUAUUCAGAGGGAUGUGACAAUUACAGAUCACAUUGAAGUCUCCACAGUUCGGUGGUCGAAAAGUUCAUGUCUGUUAAGAGCUUGAAAGGGUGGGUAUGAUACGCAGGUUGCACUCAUUCAUGUCAGAAUAUGGAAAACUUAGGCUGUGAAGUAAAAUUGUAAGUCUCUUUGAUGUCUUCAAUAUUUC